AUGGAGAUUCAGUUCUCCAUUUCUCCACGUGGCGAGCUAUACAAUCAUAUUCUUGGACAAGCUCUGUCUUCCUCUUCUGCAGUUCUGAUUCUAGGGUUUCUCUAUAUUCGGCUUGAUUUUCUUCUGCAACCUUAUCUGCAUCAAAGCACUGCAUCGGACUUUCCCUGCCGAAGUUUGCCCUGUUUGGAAGCUCCGAAUUUCUCUCUGUUUACCUGGAUGGCCAUAAAGGCAAUUGAGUUGUUGAAAAGAGGUGCAAACCAUGAAGAGAUAAUUGAAGUUCUUGCAGCAGUGGCUGCAGAUUUAGGGGAUGUAAUAGAUGACCUGAACUCUUUACAGGUAAAACCUCUAAAUGGGGCAAUGACCAAUGAGGUUUUUGAGGUAAAUUGGCCAACUAAAAGUGAUGGUCAUCAGAGAAAGGUUCUGGUUCGAUUAUAUGGUGAAGGAAUUGAGGUUUUCUUCAACAGGGUUGAUGAAAUCCGAACCUUUGAGUCCAUGUCAAAGCAUGGACAAGGUCCACGCCUUCUUGGAAGGUUCACCACUGGCAGAGUUGAAGAGUUUAUUCAUGCCAAUACACUCUCAGCUGCGGACCUCCGUGACCCUGAAAUAUCUAUUUUGGUAGCAUCUAAGAUGAGGGAGUUUCACAAUCUUCACAUGCCUGGUACAAAGAAGGCUCAGCUUUGGCAGAGAUUGAGGAAGUGGCUUAGUCAUGCCAAAAGUUUGUGCUCCCCAAAAGAUACCAAGAAUUUUGGCCUGAAUCAUCUCGAUGCUGAAAUAAAUAUGCUUGUGGAGUUGCUAUCGCAAGGAUAUCAAGAGAUUGGUUUUUGUCACAAUGAUUUACAAUAUGGUAACAUAAUGAUGGAUGGAGAUACAAGAGCAAUCACUUUCAUUGACUACGAAUAUGCCAGUUACAAUCCUAUUGCAUAUGAUCUGGCAAAUCAUUUCUGUGAAAUGGUUGCAAACUAUCACAGUGACAAACCACAUGUUCUUGACUACACUAAAUACCCUGGUCUUGAGGAGCGCCAAAGGUUUGUUUAUAACUAUUUGAGUUCUGAAGGUAGGAAACCAAGCAACAGGGAAGUGGAGCAACUAGUUAAUCUUGCAGAAAAAUACACUCUUGCCAACCAUCUAUUUUGGGGCUUAUGGGGACUUAUUUCGAGUUAUGUCAACACAAUUGACUUUGAUUACAAGGAGUAUGCAAGGCAGAGGUUUCAGCAAUACUGGCUGAAAAAGCCUACUUUAUUGGACUUACCAAGUAUCAUUUCCGAAGAUGGAAUGGCCAAUGGCCAUUGA
This is a messenger RNA of Sphenostylis stenocarpa, 1290 nucleotides long. The record is from the annotation of a GenBank genome assembly. NCBI's taxonomy places the organism in Eukaryota, Viridiplantae, Streptophyta, Magnoliopsida, Fabales, Fabaceae.